Messenger RNA from Chaetomium fimeti, 510 nucleotides. RefSeq lists its product as uncharacterized. The coding region runs from base 117 to 491 and encodes 124 amino acids. Gene Ontology annotation, molecular function: zinc ion binding. NCBI's taxonomy places the organism in Eukaryota, Fungi, Ascomycota, Sordariomycetes, Sordariales, Chaetomiaceae. Gene Ontology annotation, biological process: protein import into mitochondrial intermembrane space. Gene Ontology annotation, cellular component: mitochondrial intermembrane space. The transcript is spliced from 3 exons. The record is from RefSeq and is a predicted model, not a curated record.
GAUUCACCGACUCCAACUCCCAUGGAUGGCAGUAAAGACAGCAACACCAAGAAUUCGAGUUUCUUUUUCUAGAGUACACACCACCUCCGUUACUGUCUAGUGAUACUAUCCCCACAAUGUGUAAACACAUCCUCAACGCCCAAGUCUCGGUCCGCUCGCCAUGCUGUCGCAAGUGGUUCGACUGCCCCGACUGCCACUCGGAGCAGGAGGAGCACCCGCUGCUGCAGCGGUUCGAGAUGAUCUUCGCGUGCAAGAAGUGCCGCAAGUGCUUCCGCAAGAACGCGGCCGAGUUCGAGGAGGCCGACGAGUACUGCCCGCACUGCGACAACCACUUCGUGCUGGACGCCCUGACGCCCAAGGCCGCCAUCAGCGUCGAGGGCGCCGACCUCCGCGUCGACAGCCGCAUGAUCAAGGACGAGCGCGAGAAGGCCAAGGAAGGGGAAAAGAUCACCGUGUUUGACCCGGAUCGGGAGGCUGAUAAGCUGGGUUGAGGGGUUCUGCGGAAGAGGG